Oppia nitens is the source of this 1525-nucleotide messenger RNA. Its product is annotated as ADP,ATP carrier protein-like. Gene Ontology annotation, biological process: mitochondrial ATP transmembrane transport; mitochondrial ADP transmembrane transport. Lineage: Eukaryota; Metazoa; Arthropoda; Arachnida; Sarcoptiformes; Oppiidae. The transcript is spliced from 4 exons. Bases 238 to 1131 code for a protein of 297 amino acids. The record is from RefSeq and is a predicted model, not a curated record. Gene Ontology annotation, molecular function: ATP:ADP antiporter activity. Gene Ontology annotation, cellular component: mitochondrial inner membrane.
AGACUGACUGACUGUCAGUGCCAUUGGGUUUCCUUUUCCGCCCAACACUUGUACUCUACUCUACAAUACUAUUGAAUCGUUUAAUAGUUUUUUUUGAUUAAUGCUUUGAGAGUCAGUCGGUCUUCUGUCGGCAUUAUAUACUGUAUAAUAAAAAUCCAAUUGAUUUGAAUUGUCCAACAAAUCAAGUAAUCAUUUGUUUUUUGUUGACCACAAACCUAUCGCCAGAUAUUAUUCAGUAUGCCAAUCGACGCGGUAUCGUUUGCUAAAGAUUUCAUCGCCGGUGGUGUGUCUGCGGCCAUCUCUAAGACAGCGGUUGCGCCCAUCGAGAGAGUCAAACUGCUUCUUCAGGUACAACACGCCUCCAAACAGAUAGAGGAAAGCAAAAGAUAUAAAGGUAUUAUCGAUGCAUUCGUGCGAAUUCCCAAAGAACAGGGAAUAAUGUCAUACUGGAGGGGAAAUCUGGCGAAUGUUAUCCGAUAUUUCCCGACUCAGGCCCUCAACUUUGCAUUCAAAGACAAGUAUAAACAGGUAUUCUUGGGAGGCGUCGACAAAAAGACUCAAUUCUGGCGAUGGUUUGUGGGAAACUUGGCUUCUGGUGGAGCAGCCGGUGCCACAUCACUGUGUUUUGUAUAUCCACUUGAUUUUGCCCGAACCCGUUUGGCCGCUGAUAUCGGCAAAACAAGCGAACGACAGUUCAAAGGUUUAGGCGAUUGUUUAGCUAAAGUGUAUAAAUCUGACGGUUUGAUUGGUCUCUACAGAGGUUUCAAUGUCUCUGUUCAAGGUAUAAUCAUCUACAGAGCGGCAUAUUUUGGUUUCUUUGACACAGCGAAGGGUAUGCUUCCGGACCCGAAAAACACACCGAUAGUCAUCUCAUGGCUUAUCGCUCAAUGUGUGACCACUGUUUCGGGUAUAAUCUCGUAUCCAUUCGAUACAGUCAGACGACGAAUGAUGAUGCAGUCGGGACUGGCGGCCAAUGAGAGGAUGUAUAAGAAUACUAUUCAUUGUUGGGGUAAAAUCGCCAAAACGGAGGGCUCGAAGGCCUUCUUUAAGGGCGCCCUCUCUAACGUAUUCAGGGGUACCGGCGGUGCGUUUGUGUUAGUACUCUAUGACGAGAUCAAAGCAUUGUUAUAAUAGGCGUUAAUUAAAAAUUUUAGCAUUAAUUAUAAUUGUCUCGCAAUACUAUAAACUGGGAAACUAUUUACAUAAUUGAAAAACUUCUUUCUAGACUUAGGUUUUUAAACAUAAAAAUUAAUUAAUUAAUAAUUACUCAGCAAAUCAUUGUUUUUAAAAAAUACACUAAAAAGGUAUUUAUAUAUUGGGUUUAGAAUAUCAAUCUCUCGACACAUAAUUAGAUAACUCUUUCACCAAAUAUUUUAAAAUUUAAAUCAUGUUUUUAGUUACAAUUAAAAUAAAUAUUUUUUUUAUUUAUAGUAAUUUACAAUAAUUAUAAUUAGAGCUAAAUGUAAUGUAACUGAUGAAUGAAAACAACAACUUUAAUAGUGAAAAUCAAUAAAAAUUGAAAAAU